Molecule: messenger RNA, 1045 nt
Organism: Anoplophora glabripennis (Asian longhorned beetle)
Lineage: Eukaryota; Metazoa; Arthropoda; Insecta; Coleoptera; Cerambycidae
Product: apolipoprotein D
Exons: 4
Coding region: 78-875 (265 amino acids)
Molecular function (GO): pigment binding
Source: RefSeq, a predicted model, not a curated record
AGAUAUGUAUAAAAGAAUUUAAAUUAGAUUAUCCUGGCAAUAGUGUUUGCAGCGUCAACACUACUAGAAGCAGAACAAUGUCCAAGUUAUUCCUUUGUGUAUUUUUCCUGUUUUUGGCGGUUCAGGAUGCGAUCAUGCACUCCUACCAUCUGGGCGCAUGUCCUACCAUUGAACCAGCGCAAGAUUUUAACAUGAACAGGAUGUUGGGUAUUUGGUACGUGAUAGAAAAGACCAGCACGGCUAGCACUUGCAUCGUUUACAACAUAACAAGAACCGAUGAACCGGAGGAAUACCAGAUCGAAGAAAUCAGCCAACAUUUCCUUCUGGGACUAACACCUCUAAAGCACGGAUACCACUACACCGGCACCCUAAAAGUGCCAGAUAGUGCAGUACCUGCCAAAAUGACAGUUAAAUUUCCACUCAGCGUUGCUGGAUCGUCAUCUUUUACAGUAUUUAUGACCGAUUAUACCACCUAUGCCGGAAUUUUCACUUGCCAAAAACUUACGUUUGCCCAUAGACAGUCUGCAACUAUUCUAUCACGUACCAAAACUUUGGACAAGAUCUAUAUUGACAAGUUAAGGAACAAACUUGCCCAAGCCCAGAUCGACCCCUACGACCUAUCCAUCAUCAGCCAAAAGGACUGCCCCCAGAACCUGACCGCUGGGUAUAACAUCAACAUAAACGACGACACCAUCUCGGCUAAGGCGGCAGCCAAUGUCAUAAGAACAGCCGGUGAUAAAAUAGGAGACGGAGUUGAGUAUUUAUCGGGAAAAGCCAAAGAUGUCUACCACAAAGUAUCGGAUGACAGUAGGGAAGAUCGUACCGUAAAACCCGCUCGACAAAUAAACGAUCCCGAAGCAGAGUGGCUACCUUAAAUUUAUUACUACUUUUUAGGCUGGCUGUAUUUAUUUAUACGUAACAAAAAUCUUCACCUCUAGUCAUUGCCGAUUUUCAGACAGCCGAAAUUGUGUUCUACUUUACGUAGAUGUGCCAAAUAUUACGAUUCCUGUGUAAAGAUUAUGUUAAAUAAAUUUUUUGAGUUUCA